Molecule: messenger RNA, 786 nt
Organism: Penicillium angulare
Lineage: Eukaryota; Fungi; Ascomycota; Eurotiomycetes; Eurotiales; Aspergillaceae
Product: double-stranded RNA binding motif domain-containing protein
Exons: 1
Coding region: 1-786 (261 amino acids)
Source: RefSeq, a predicted model, not a curated record
AUGGCCACUCCGGCACAGGCCCUUCAGGCGCAGGCCACUCUGGCGCAGGCCUCUCCGGCGCAGGCCACUCCGGCGCAGGACACGGCACAGGCCACCCCGGCGCAGGCCACUCAGGCGCAAGCCACUCAGGUGCAGGCCACUCAGGCGCAAGCCACUCAGGCGCAAGCCACUCAGGCGCAGGACACGGCACAGGCCACCCCGGCGCAGGCCACUCAGGCGCAAGCCACUCAGGUGCAGGCCACUCUGGCGCAGGACACCCCGGCACAGGCCCUUCAGGCGCAGGCCACUCAGGCGCAGGCCACUCAGGCGCAAGCCACUCAGGCGCAGGCCACUCUGGCGCAGGACACCCCGGCACAGGCCCUUCAGGCGCAGGCCACUCCGGCGCAGGACACGGCACAGGCCACCCCGGCGCAGGCCACUCAGGUGCAGGCCUCUCAGGUGCAGGCCACUCUGGCGCAUGCCACUCGGGUGUAUCCUGAAACUGGAAAAAAUCAUCAGCCAUCUCCCUCCCAACUUUUUGAAUACCAUCGAAGCGAAACAGAGAUCGAUGACCAUGUUUACACAAGCGCUUUGAAAGAAACGGGAGAUGCAGAAUCUUGCGUGCCUCGGUAUACUUUGAAGCGAAAAGUACUUGAACCCCCCAGGUGGGGGGCUACGGUUCAAUACAAGGAUCUCCAUUCUUAUGCGGAGGCCAAUUCCAAGAAGGCAGCAAAGCAUUCUGCCUCUAAAUCUCUCUGGUUACAGAUGGGCAGAGGGUUUAUUGGCAACGAUUAUGGUUAUAUCUAA